UCUUCCCGUAAAUAUAAGUAUUCCAUAGUUGGAUAAAACCAACUAAUAGUUGUCAAACAUGGAUGACCGCACAAUAGAUUCCAUUUUUUCGGGCUCGCUUGAGUCAUUGCCGCCGGUUAGCUCCAAAAUUGUGCGUAUCUUCACCAGCUCGACGUUUACGGACACGACUAUGGAGCGAAAUACACUUAUGGCCAAGUGCUAUCCGAGAAUAAAGGACUACUGUCGGGAGAAGCACGGUCUGGAGUUUCAGGUGGUUGACAUGCGUUGGGGCGUUCGAGAUGAGGCCACGGACGAUCAUAUGACCACAGAGCUGUGCAUGCGGGAAAUUAAGAAUUGCCAACGCUUAUCGAUGGGUCCCAAUUUUAUAGUGUUUCUUGGCCAGAAAUAUGGUUAUAGACCCAUACCAACCUACAUCGUUUCCUCCGAGCUGCAGCUCAUUUGUGAGGAGUUGACAUCGAUGGGCGUCGAUCGCGCAUUACUUGAUCUUUGGUAUAAGAAGGACAGCAACGCUGUUCCUCCGAUAUCGGUACUGCAGCCCAUCUCGUCGAUAUUGAUUAAUUUCAACAACAAGCGUGUUCCCAAACUGCAAGCCGAGGAUCAAGCCGUGUGGUGGGACACUCUAAACAAAAUGCAGAAGCUGCUGCGUAAGGCAGCUGCUUCACUUGGAGCUAGCAAUAAAAUGUCCAAGGAUGAUGUCCAUAACUAUUUCAUGUCUGUCACCGAGCGGGAAGUGAUUAAUGGAAUUUUGAAUGUGAAAAAUACGAAAAAUCACUGUCUGGCCUAUGUGCGAUAUAUCAACAACAUCAAUUUACAAAAUUUGAAGAAGGCUUCGCUCUUUGUGGACAUUAUCAAUCGUAGUUUGGACACGGAAUCGGCUAAGCUGUUGGGGGAUCUGCGCGAUACGCGCUUACCCAAUAAGAUGGAGGCCAGCAAUUCGCAAAAAUAUACGGUUGAGUGGAUCGGCCGCGAGGGCCUGGACAUUGAAACGCACGAGGAAUAUUUAAAUCAUUUCAUUUCGCAUUUCUAUAAGAAUGUUGUUAAGCUUGUAGAUCGGGCCAUGCGCAAAGAAGACUCCAGUGCACAGGGGCAGAUAGUAACUGAAAUCCUUCAGCAUUUGCACGCUUGUAACAAUUCGGUGAAAAUAUUUUACGGACGCGAGGAAAGUUGCGAACGUAUAAAGCGAUAUAUGCUGGGGGAUUCAGAUAAGCCACUUGUCCUUUUUGGCGACGGAGGUUGCGGUAAAACUUCAUUAUUGGCCAAGAGCGCUUCAUUGGUGGCAACCGAAUGGUUUGCCGAUAAGCGACCUAUAAAUGUUAUACGGUUCCUAGGCACCACGCCAGAUUCGAGUGCCUUGACAGCUACAUUGAUUUCGAUUUGUCAGCAGAUAUCGUACAACUAUAUGCUACCCUUUGAGAAUAUACCAGAUGAUCUUGUACCUUUAACAGCACAUUUUAAGCAAUUACUAACUUACGCAAGUGUGAGCCAACCGCUGACCUUAUAUUUAGAUUCAGUUGAUCAGUUGACGGGUACUCAAGACUCGAAUAAAGUGUCGUGGAUACCAACACGCCUUCCACCACAUUGUAAGAUAAUUAUUUCGUGUGCAAACGAGCCUGCUAAUCCUACGGUUUCGCACGAGUACCACGUCCUCUGCAAAAUGAUUGACGUUGAGGAGAACUUUAUAGAGGUGACUGCCUUGGGCGAGGAUCUGGCUAUGAAUGUCAUUAAAAUGUGGAUGAAGACCGCGUGUCGCGAUCUUAACAACUACCAGUGGCGCUUGGUGGCAAAUGCAAUUAGCAAAUGCUCUCUGCCCAUAUUCGUAAAGCUGGUCUUUGCCGAGAUAUGUCGAUGGCGUAGUUAUACGCGUCCGCAGGAGACUCAUUUAGCCAAUACCGUCAUGGACUCAAUCAUGCUCCUGUUCGAACGGGUGGAAAAACAGCACGGUCGUAUUUUGGUCUUUCAUGCGCUAGCCUAUAUAACUGCUUCGAAAUCGGGAUUGUCUGAAAGCGAGCUGGAGGAUUUGAUCUCAUUGGAUGACAAAGUUCUAGACGACGUCUAUCAGUAUCAUAUGCCUCCAGUGCGGCGUAUCCCGCCAUUGUUGUGGACACGUAUACGCAACGAUUUACCCAACUACCUGAGUGAACGUGAAGCCGAUGGGGUAAAUGUGAUGAAUUGGUACCAUCGGCAGUUUCGUGACACGGCCAAGGAGCGAUAUUUUAAGAACAUGAAUAUGGCGAUUUAUUUUCACUCUAUGAUUGCAGACUAUUAUCUUGGUAUUUGGGGCGGAGGUAUACCAAAACCGUUUAGAUUCACAGAAAUUCAAAGGCAUCGAUUUGGCCUGACGGAAAAGGAAGGAUCGGCAGACCGGAAAGUGCCAAUUCAACCGCUGGUUUUUACAAGUAAAGAUGGCCUUUCUAAGCGUUACAAUUUGCGGAAGUUCGGCGAGCUACCAUUUCAUUUCGUGCGAUCGCGUCGCUUUAAGGAUCUAUUUGAGCACGUGCUCUUUAACUACGACUGGCUGCACGCCAAGCUCUCCAGCUGUCCUUUGCAGGCUGUCCUGGCCGAUUUCGAGGAUGCCUCGACUAACACUGAUGACAAGGAAGCCAAACGUGAGCUUAUGCUGGUGGCUGACGCGUUACGCCUAGGUGGGGCCAUCUUGGCCAUAUACCCUAAUAUGCUGGCACCACAGUUAAUAGGCCGCUUGUUACCCGAAAUUGGGGGUAAUCCAAACAUAAAAAUGUUAUUGCGGGCCUGUGACAGCUCUGGACCCAAGGACUGUGCUCUCAUACCUGUCAAUCAUUGCCUGCACACGCCCGGUGGGCCACUCAAGUAUUCGUUAGAGGGACAUCAGUUCGCUGUGUUCGCGUUUUGCUUGACUAGUGACAUGCGCUACAUGGUCUCCAUAUCAACGCACUUCAUUACCUUUGAUUUGUCCACCUCGGACUUAACCCGGGAUGUUAACCCGGGCAUCGAGGGCAUUAUGCAGCAACUGGUUCUGAGUCCGGACAACAAAUGGGCGGCUGCCUAUUCAAAUAACAAUCAAACAGUCCUCCUCAACAUGUUGUCCAGCGAAUUUGUGGUGAUUAACAGUCCUUUUGAGGAAAAUGAUGGUCCAGUAAGUGGACUACAUCUGCUAAAUCAGAAUCUGUUUAUCACUUGCAAACUACGUUGGGCUCAAUUCGAUAUGCGUGGCAAUCUUGUGGAUUCACGGGAGGUACCUGGCGAGAAUAAAGAUUGGGAGAUAUUGACUAUGGAGUUCUUCAGUCCCAAGGACUAUAAUGUAAUAUUCUGGUCGGGUUCAAUAAAUGAAAUGCGCCUGCGCCUAAACUCUUGCCGUUCCGGAAACUACUCUAAAUCGCAGAAUUUCUUCAGCGCUUUGGCCAUGAACAAGGCUCGAACCAAAGUUUACGGCUGCGCCAAUGAGGAGAACUUUGAGGUGUCCAUCUACGAGUUCAUAGAGGAUGAAGCGAGUGGCGAUAUACAUUGGUCGCUUUUGGGGAGCCUGCCACGCUACGAAAAUGACGACAAGGAAAUAUUAUUGCAGCUGAGGUUGGAUCAGCACGAUCGCAUGCUUUUGGGCACUGCUGGCAAGGGGUUUGUCAUAUGGGACUUCGGCGGUAAGGAUCAGGAUGGCGCUGAGCAACGUCUAACUGAAGGGGCUAUGUAUUUGGCGCUCCCACAUGGCGUACGUAAUAUAACCACUCGGAUUAUGCAAUCGAAUUCGAUUAUGGUCAGCUCGAAGCUAGACUAUGCAGUCGCGGGGGUGCGUAAAAACCUAUACGUGUGGUGCUUGAGCUCAGGCCAAUUGGCCAAAGUAUUGGAUGCCCAUUUCGGGCGUAUCAUACAGCUAGAAGCGUUGACAAUUGGAAACUGGAAUAAUGUCGUUACCUCUUCCAUUGAUCGAUCAGUGAAGGUGUGGAACAUAAACAACAUAUUUGAAAAGGUCCAUGUCAUAGAUCGACAUGAGCUGCAAAUCGAUGAUAUAAGUCUCUCCGAAGUAGAUAUCGCAGUCACGGUGACCCGCAGCUGUGUAGGUGUUUGGGAGACACGGUCUGGGCGUCUACUCUCGAAAUUAGCAGACAGCCCAUUGGGCGCCAUUGUGACACAUGCAGAGAUAACACCCGAUGGACGUUACAUUAUCUCCUCGGAAACGGGUAAAUUUUUAGUUUGGAACCGGGUCUCGGAACAGGUGGUUUAUCGUGACGACCAACCCGGCAUUCAACAAAUCACACUUAUGGAUUAUGGCUACAAGGUGCUGACAGUGUCGGUGCCAAACAUCAAUCAAAGAGAUAUAAUUGCAGCAGCCGGCGAGGAGACGAAUCGUUUGACGGCCAUCGCAACAGUGCGAUCCGUGCCAGAGGGCACGAUUAUUUUCCGCUUCGAUUUCCCCAUUCGUAUGGUAACUGGCCUGCCCUUUCGCCAAUCGGUUAUAACUGCGGAUAAUGCUAAUAUCGUAGUGUGCACUGUAGAUAAGGCGAACAAGGAUUGUCUAGGCGUUUACAGUGCUACGAAUGGCUCAUUUAUAUCAAAAGUAUUGCUCAAAGGCUGCUCAAUGAAGGAAGUGUUUUCCUUAGUGCCUAUGCCUCACAAGGCAAACCAGGUAGCUGUGAUAAGCAGUGAAAAGGGCAGCAUUAUGGAUAUUAAAACGAAGAAGCAUGUUCGGUCCAUUCCGAAAUGGGGCGGUAGCAUUACACGGGACGGUAAAUGUGGACUCUAUGCACCUACCAGAGGUGGCUUGGAGAUGCUUGAGCUGCGUAAGGGCACGACCGUCAAGACCUAUAUACCGAAAGUGGCCGAAGGUGUUUUCUCGGUUAUUUGCAUAUUCACCGAGAACGAUGAGUACGUGGCGUACUACCACAGUGGUCGCAAGACCAUACGCGUCUUCCGCACCAUGGACACUGAAAUGAUAGCCAACUAUCGGUUGCAAGCAGAAUUGACGGCUAUUAAGAGCAGCAAGGAUGGUCGUGCCAUAGUUUUGGGAACUGUCGACGGAUGUAUGUCCGUACUAGCGAUUGUAGAUCCCAAGAAGGAAGAGAUGAUUGAGUACUUGAAUGCCCUGCCAUCGCGCGACAUCAAUUGGAAAUCAAAGCUGGCCAAGAUGAAGGCACGUGUGGGCUUUAAGGCCGCCAUACGAGUGGCCACGAUUUCGUCUCGGUACGCAAGCAAAUCGAAGAAUGGAGAAGGCGAUGAGGAGGAAGUACUUACGGAUAUUACUGAAGAUGUGGUGCCAGUUGCCGAAUAGUUCAAAAAUAGCUUCGCUGGUAUAAUUAGAAAUAUAACAUUUAUUCUUGCAUAAAUAAUGAUGUGGUUACAAAAAUACGCCUGUGUGAUUGUGAUCGUAAUGUUAAACAGAAUGAAGCCUAAACUAAAAAUUGUUAAAAAGAAAACGUUCAUGUUUUACGGAUAA
Molecule: messenger RNA, 5404 nt
Organism: Scaptodrosophila lebanonensis
Lineage: Eukaryota; Metazoa; Arthropoda; Insecta; Diptera; Drosophilidae
Product: NACHT and WD repeat domain-containing protein 2
Exons: 17
Coding region: 59-5239 (1726 amino acids)
Molecular function (GO): protein binding
Source: RefSeq, a predicted model, not a curated record